Molecule: messenger RNA, 2085 nt
Organism: Penicillium coprophilum
Lineage: Eukaryota; Fungi; Ascomycota; Eurotiomycetes; Eurotiales; Aspergillaceae
Product: SUMO ligase MMS21
Exons: 2
Coding region: 1-2085 (694 amino acids)
Biological process (GO): double-strand break repair via homologous recombination; protein sumoylation
Cellular component (GO): nucleus; Smc5-Smc6 complex
Molecular function (GO): SUMO ligase activity; zinc ion binding
Source: RefSeq, a predicted model, not a curated record
AUGUCGGCAACACCAAGCCGACGGCAGUCAUCUCAGGCCCAUCCACAAUCAGCACAAUCACGCAGACGAACCUCAACUCACACCUCGGUCUCGGAAGCAAGACCUUUGCCGGAAUAUCAGACUCCCGAGGCUCCCCUCACAGCAGAAAGUCAGCGCCAAAUCGCUACCCUCCUCGCAUCACACCAUCUCCGCAAUCUCCGCGCCCAUCUCCAACAUGCCGCCGAGAAACUCACACACUCCGGCGGUGAAGUAAACGAACGGCUCAGCGAUGCCCGGGUCCGAUACGAAAAAUCAAAAGAGACGCGUCGAAGUCAAGGCGACGAGAAUGUCGACGACGACGAGAGCAAUGAAGAAUACCAGCGGCUUGCUGAGUUAGAGACUCGAGCCGAUGCUAUUACUGCGCGGAUGGAGGAGAAGACACGACAGGUUGUCGAUUCAGAAAUAAAGCUCCAGGGACUGACAGAUGCGAUGGGCCAGAUUGAAAGGGAGGAGGGUGAGAAUGUUGCUACUGCUCUGGGGGUCAGACAGACCCGUCAACAGCGGGCAAGACGAAGAGCCAAUGAGGAUGAUGAUGCCGACGGGGCUGAAGAUCCCACCGACGGUGACUACGAAGAUGCGCAGGAGAGAGAGUUGCGGGAGCGCAAUGCACAGAACCCGCCCAGUCGCAAGCUGGUCGAUAAAUUGACGGAAGGCGUUCAGAAAUGGAAUGAGCUUUCUUUGACAGAGAGAUAUGCCAGCAAUAACUCCUACAUCGGGUUCUAUCGGAUGGUACACGACUCCAAGUUCCCUGGUGACGAUGUCCCACCGUUGCCCCACUCAUCUACAUGGUUUGGGCACAUGGAAGAUACGAAUACGCGAUCUGGAGUCCCGGCACGUACGCGCAACCAGAACCGUCGCCUGUCGCCCGCCGACUCCGACGACGACAUUGCCAUUGAGCGCGAGCGCAUCUCGCUCAAAUGCCCAUUGACUCUCACGCCUUACCAGGAUCCCGUGACGAGCACCAAGUGUCCCCACAGCUUCGAGCGGGAGGCUAUUAUGGAUAUGAUCAAACGCAGCUCGACGACCAUUCCGCCUCCUGCAUCUCGUCGGGGCCAGCGCCGCGUCCAUGUGGUUAAAUGUCCUGUUUGUUCUAUUCCGUUGAGCGCGGAGGAUUUGCGGCCAGAUCCUGUUCUACUACGUCGUGUUCGCCGAGCACAAGAGCUUCAACGGCGCGAGGAAGAGGAUGAUCACCUUGAAGGGGACGGUCGAAAGAAGAAGGAUCGAAGUACCGGCAUUACCUUGGGUAGUGACGUGGAAAGCGACGACGAUGCUAUGGAUGUUGAUGCCCCUGCCUCGCAGCAUAUCAAAAAGGAGCCGCUUAGCCAGGCUGCUGCCGCUCGAUCUGAUGAAUCUAGCGAUGACGCUGAGAGUGCGGAGGGGGAGAGUGAAAAAGGGGAAGAUGAAGAGGCGGAGAUUGAAGGAGAAGAAAAUGGAGAGGUGGAUAUGGAUGCACAAGAUGAAGAAACAGAGAAUGGAGAAGUGGAAUCCGACCAGGGUGAGAUUGCACAAGCCCAGAAUGGAGAGGAGCAGACUGAAGAGAUGGAAACUGACGAAUCUGAAAAUGAAGAAGCUGAGACCAACCAGGGUGAGAUUGAAUCAGCGCAAAAUGAAGAAGAGCAGAAUGAAGAGAUGGAAACUGACGAAUCUGACAAUGAAGAUGUGGAUAAUGAGCCGGACAACGAAGAGGCGGAGACCGAAGAUGGUGAGAUUGAACCAGCGCAGAACGCUCUAGAGCAGAAGGAAGAGACGGUGACUGACUCUGAACAUGAAGUUGGGAGUGAGGAGGUUCCAAGCAAGGACACGGAGAACGAGGAGCGCAAUGCAGACGGUCGGAGUGAAGCGGUGAAGGGGGAUGUUGAGGGCGGGGAAGGGCACGAAGCUGUGGCUUCUCAGAAAGCUGUGCCGGAUGAGAAUGAGCAGAGUGAUACGGAGAGUGGCAGCGACAGUGACGGUGAAGGCAGUGAAGGCAGUGGAAGUGAAAGUGGAGACAGCGAUAUCGAGCCCAAAGUCGAGAGUGGAUCCGAAGAGGAAAGCCAUAGUGAUUGA